This is a messenger RNA of Brassicogethes aeneus, 637 nucleotides long. The record is from the annotation of a GenBank genome assembly. NCBI's taxonomy places the organism in Eukaryota, Metazoa, Arthropoda, Insecta, Coleoptera, Nitidulidae.
CGGCACUGAACUAUUGUCAAUGCCAAGGUGGCUGUCAUAAUAGAAAAUUCGAAAAAUGUUCAGUGGAAAGCUGCUAUUUUCGGUUUUUAAUACUGCCCUUAAAAGUUAUUCGUCCAAAGUAGUCAAUAUAGGAAAUUCCAAAACAUUUGUUUAUAAUGUAAUAAAUUCUAAAUAUUUCUCAACAGAGGUGAACGUCGUAACUUUUGAAGACAUAAAAAAAAUUAAACCUGAAGAAAAUGUUGUGUUGAUUGAUGUACGGGAACCACUGGAAUUAAAGGAGACGGGAGUAAUACCUGGAAGCAUAAAUAUACCUUUAGGAGAGGUGGAAGUGGCUUUUACGCAAACCACUGAUCAGGUUUUUCUUAAAAAGUAUGGUAAACCUAAACCAGCACCUAGCGAUCCCAUUAUUUUUUCCUGUAAAGCGGGAAUCAGAAGUGCCAAAGCCCAAACGAUUGUUCAAAAUAUGGGAUACUUAAAUGUAAAAAAUUAUUUGGGAGGUUGGAUUGACUGGGAUACUAAUAAAAAAUGAUCCAACCAAUAAAAUAAUUGGAUUUAUUUUUAAAAUUAUGGUGGGAUUUAUCAGUGUUAACAAUUAUAAUUAUAUUUGUUAUUAAUAAACAACAAAUUUUGUUUUAGU